Molecule: messenger RNA, 3604 nt
Organism: Herpailurus yagouaroundi (jaguarundi)
Lineage: Eukaryota; Metazoa; Chordata; Mammalia; Carnivora; Felidae
Gene: ZBED3
Product: zinc finger BED-type containing 3
Exons: 5
Coding region: 1814-2365 (183 amino acids)
Biological process (GO): regulation of transcription by RNA polymerase II
Source: RefSeq, a predicted model, not a curated record
GGGAGACGCGCGCAGUGGUUUCCGCACAGGACAAAAUGUCUGCGAGGAUCCUGGAGGCUACCGGGCGAUCCCAGACUUCCAGCCCGCCUUCCGCUCCCGCCACGCUUCGGGGGUGAUGGGGCUCCCUUGGUUUUGCUGGUUAUCAGUUCUGGGUGCCCCCAGGCUGUUAACAGUUUUAGCAGUAUCUGUACUCAGCUCAUCACCCUUGUCUGCUUUCUUGAUUCAUUACAUCCUUGCCUGACAUGAGUGACUCCAUCUUGCUCUCUAUGUAUGUACAGACCCUGCCAUAUAUGUAGUCUACCUAAAUGUGUCCACAGAUGUGCAUGCUUUCUCAGUACCUUUUUCCUCUUUUGUGUUGGAUGCUUCCCUUUCUCCUUUCACACUAGCUGCCACACCCUCAACCGUCCCUCAACCAACCGUGUAUCUCCUUAUUUUUCUUCAGAUACAUAUAAAAUCUUAAUAUAUCCUACACAGAUCUAUAUAUUAUUUAAUAAUAAUGACAUAUUAUACAUACUUCAUCUGACUUUUCUCCCUGUAGAAUUCCUCCAGAAAUCCCUCUAGAUCAUCUAGCAGAGUUCCAAUCCAUGCUUUGAAUGGCUGUACAAAAUUCCCUGGUGUGAACACAUUAUUUACCCAGCUAUUCUCUGACAGUUGUUCCCAUGUUUCCAGUUUUUUGACAUCCCAGAUAAUACUGUAGUAAAUAUCCUAAUACAUUACUUUACGUAUUAGUACUUUUAGUUCUACAGAAUAGAUUCCCAGGAGUGGAUCCCUGAUUAUAUUUAUUUUUAAUUAAUAGAAAUUGCCAGAUUGCUUUCCUAAAAGCCUUCACAUCUCCACUAGUAACGUAUGAACGUAUCCUUUUCUUUGCCUCCCUUCUAGCUUUGGCUGACAGACCUCUUCAUUUUUGUUAGUGCGACAGAUCUGAGACCUUAUUGUUACUUUAAUAGCACUUCCCUGAAUAGAAGUGAUGUGUAUCUUUUCACAUAUUUCUUGGCCAUCUAAUUUUGUUCUUAGGUCAUUUGCCUAUUCAUAUUUCUUGCCCAUUUUUUAUUGGGUUAUUUGUCUUUUUCUUGACAGUUUGUUAGAGCUCUUUGUGUAUUAGGGUUGUGACUGAAGAUGCUAACUAAGGCUUCUCUUCCAAGCCAAGAUGGUUGGCUAGGAGGCUUCCCUCCCUCUGCACUGUAGGAAAAGUCGAAACAAGCUGAGGGGUUGUUUAGCAGAACUAGGAAGGCUGUUAUGACUUGUGGCCACAGACUGCUGGUCACCGUUUAGAUACUUAGUCUGAACAGAAGACUGUAUUGAACCAGAAUGUAGCCGUAUGCGGAGGACUGAGAAGGUGAGGCAGUUCAGUACUGUGCUGCCUUCCACCGGUUAAGACCUCCGAGAGCGAAGGCCUGCCAAGGCAGAGGAUGUCCCUCUGCUGCCCUUGGAGGGGCAGCGCUGUGCUGGCCGACAUUUGUAGUGCUGCUUGUCCAUGGCUCAGAUGAGGCAGUCCACUAAGUCUAAGUCCACUAAGUCUUAAUUCUGAUUAAGACAUCAGAAUCAGUGCUUCUCACUCUUUUUUUCCACCUUCACUCUUGUAACAGAUGGCAUUCAUGUAUGUGGCACUCCUCUGGGCAUCCCAGAUUUUGAAGAAACCCAGAGACAUCUUGCAGGGAGCACUGCUGAUGGUUCUUCAGAACUCAGGAUUCCUGCUCAGUGUGUCCACCUGAGAACUUACAUUGGCUGGAAACCAUCAGGCAAUGACAGGGACCCCCCCAAGGCCGACAGGACAUGGCCUAAUACCUAAUUUAAAGACGCCGCCGCGGAGAGAAUGAGGAGUGACGAGCCGACGACGCCCAUGGAAGACAGCGGCGCGCCAGACGACGCUACGGCGCAGGGCGGCCCGUGUCCCGGCCUGGCCCCGGCCCCUCCCGGCCGCCUGGGGGCGCCCUACUGCGAGGCCUGGGGCUACUUUCACCUGGCCCCCGCGCGCCCGGGCCACGCGGCGGGCCAGUGGGCCACCUGCCGGCUGUGCGGGGAGCAGGUGAGCCGCGGCGGCGACUGGGCGCGCCUGCUGGAGCAGAUGGGCGCGCUGGCCGUGCGCUGCAGCCUGCGCGAGCGCGAGCUGGCGCGGCGCGAGGCGGCGGUGGAGCAGGGCGAGCGCGCCCUGGAGCUGAGGCGCAGGGCCCUGCAGGAGGAGGAGCGCGCGGCGGCCCAGGCGCGGCGGGAGCUGCAGGCCGAGAGGGAGGCGCUGCAGGGGCGGCUGCGGGAAGUGAGCCGCCGCGAAGGCGCCCUGGCCUUGGCCUCUACUCCGCUGCAGACUCCGCUCAAAGAAGAGCCCUUGGGGGAGAGGGACGGCUACAUAAUUACCAAGGUCCUGUAGGUCUGGGCCGCUUUCCACUCCCAACCCCUCCCGUGCCAGCGCUACUCCAAGAGUGGUCCACGGAUCAGCCUCACCUGGGAGCUGAAUCUCAGGCCCACCAAGAUCUCCAAAUGUGGACCCUUGAGAAGCACUUAGGAAACCAGAGUAGAACCAAAAAUCACUUAACGCUCUGUGCCCCGCCACGCCCCGGGAUGCCUGGGAGCACUAGCUCCAGGGGCCUCCUUUGCUGUUGGGCUUCGGUGCAAGGAGGUGGUUUUCCUGCAACUCGUUUCGGAAGGACAGCUCCGUCCUAUAUUACCCGGAGUCCUGUAACUUCCAUACGUACUAAAGACUGCCACACCACGUGGCUGCACACCCGCCAGGGCAACCCAGGGUGGAGGGAGCACGGAAAUGAGGAUCGAGCGUUUUAUCCAAGGAGAGUUUUAUUCGUUUCCUCAUGAAUAAAUCUUUGGCAAGUUGGUUUUGCCAGGCACGAGGUUCUGAAAAGGGGGCCAUUUAGCCUCCACAACUGUUCUUUACCCUGUCAUCCUAGUGCCUCAUCAGAGCAAUCUGGGAGAACCCCUGUUUGCUCCCCAGCUUGAAGAGAGCGCACCCCAGCUGUUCCCUUUCCGUUGAAGACCCAGUGGCAGCUGUGGUGCGUUUGUGCCUUGCGCUUCCUUACUAGCAAAACAUGAGCUCCUCCCUCCUUAGGAAGGGAGCUUGGUUCCCCACAAAACAGUCCUCACUUCUGGGCCACAAGAGAAGACCUCUCUCCCAUCUGAGGUCACCUUUACUUCUUCCCGUUUGCCUCCAUUCCUCUUCCACCUUUACUGGACCUUUGCUCCAUUACCGUUUCUCCUUUCCUCUGACUCAUUCCCUCUCUUCCCCAGACUACUCUGGUUCCUCAGCAACAAGUCUCCCCUUGUACUAAAAAGAAAGAUUUGCCCAGCUUGACUGUCCCCAGCUUAACACUACCCAAGAGGAGUCCAGUUACCCUUGCUGCCUGUAUUUCCUCCCCAUACUUAAGUCCUUUCCUGGAGGUCAGCUUCCCAUUCUACACUGGACCCGUAAGCUGAAUAUAAUUUGUUUUCAGCCUUCAUCUUGCUAGUAAAAUGAACACCCACGUAUACCCUCCACCUAGACUGAACACUUAACAUAUUGCCUUAUUUUCUCUGCCCUCUAUCCCAAACAUACAUGGCAUUUCAUCCCGAAGUAUUUCAGUCUAUAUAUCCUAAUAGCCUCUAAUACAGAGUCCUUAAU